This is a messenger RNA of Spirometra erinaceieuropaei, 2839 nucleotides long. Lineage: Eukaryota; Metazoa; Platyhelminthes; Cestoda; Diphyllobothriidea; Diphyllobothriidae. The record is from the annotation of a GenBank genome assembly.
AUGAAACCUCAGUGCCCAAGACCUGAGCCCUCCUGUCCCAAACCACCUCCCCACCAAAUGCUUUCAGAUUCUGAACAGUCCCGGCCAGCUACUGUUGUUCGAUCUAGCAGCGGACACCCUCCAGGGGCGCCUCUGCCUCAGCAGUAUGUCCCUACCUCCGCCACAGGUUCCUAUAUACAAGCCGGCUCUCCCUACGCUCGACAGCAGGCCCCUGUCCAGCGGCUCACGCGACCUCCACUCCCUUCAUAUAACCAGGUCAUAAAAGUCUGCCUACUUAUAAACGUACAGUAGCAAUUAUGUUGAGCUUGUGAGUUAUUCGGUUAUUUUGGGUUUUAGGCCCUUGCCAUGAAACAGCAGCAGAUACCAACUUCCGCUUCUGCUGUCAUGGGCGGCACGAAUGAUGGUCCUCGAUCUAGUCAUAUGGUGCCAAAUGCGAACAGUGGCAUUCCUUCCAGAGGUUAGUGAAAUUUGUUUCGUACUGUCCGAAUUGUGUUUGCUAUUUGAGGCAUUUUGUCCCCGACACGAGGCCGAAACAGGCAAAAGCAGGGGCACGAACAACUCGGACAUUGCGUUACCUAGAGGUGACCUAUAUACGGCGGGUGAAACCAGAUCUUUGUAAACAGUUGGAACACGUGGCUAACCUUACAUUGUCAUGGUAGCCUCUGGCUCUAUGAUUUUCACUUCCCCUCUCUUUUUUGCCCGUUAACGCCCCCUUUUUUCCACUAUUCUCACGGUGUUUGAGUUACCAGCUUUAUCGACUAGCCAGCUUUACGCAAAACCAUGACCUUGUUGUUUAUGUAUUUAUUUUCUGCACGAAUUCAAAUCUGUUGUAUUCUUCCUACGCGUUAUCUAUGUUAUGAAGCGAUAGGACGCAGCUGACGAGCCGUCGCGAAAUUUUUUGGUACCAUUAAAUCCUGCUCUGCUUGCCUGCUUCAGCUGUGUUUACUAGGUCUGAGUCCUGGGCGAUGUUACGCGCUGCCCGUCCCUAAUUUACGAAACUACAACUUAGUUCAACUUAGAAAACCAAACUAAGUUUCAGCUGGCUUCUUGUUGUCUGAGCAUUUUGCCCGUUUUUGUGGCACUGGCUUUACUGAUUUCUAAGUAGCCCAUAAUUGCCUAUGACAGUCGAAUUUCGAAACAAGUGUUUCAACUCCCCCCUUUUCAAGUAAAUUAAAGCGUAUUGAACGGGUUUUCGGGGAUCUGAGAGUAUGAAAGUGUGUCCUGCUCCUGUUUAUUGUUGUAUUGUCCUAUCUCCUAUGAGUAAAAAUAUUGACACUGAAAAAAGAUAGCGUACUGACUUGGUAACCGUCCUGAGAGAUUGGUGUCCUAGGCAGGAUUUCACAUCCCGCCGAACUGAUAUUUUGAAUUUCGUUUGGAAAACCGGCUGUUAUUCACUCUUACAAAACUGACCCGGUAUGAAAAUUUGCCACACCUUUUCUACUGGCACUUUUGCUUUGACUAUAAUCGCUUGAGUCGGCACCAAUUUUGUGGACCCCUAUAGCGUACUCACGCACCAUUGUACUGUUCCUUUUGAAGCCUCGUUGACGGAAAGCUAGGUGGCAGGUCGCUGUUUGCCAAUGAUAACUGUCCGCGUUUUUUCGACUUGUGACUCAAACCUCCGGAGGUUCAUCACAGAGCACGUUUUCCAUUGAUUUUCCUUGUCCCUCGUUGAUUUCAUGAGUUAUUAAUCUCUCGUAGCCCUCUCCUCGAAUGGAACCUGUAGAUGUAUCAUAGUAAUUCGGUUUUAAAAACUUUUCUUAUUCCCGAAUAAUUUCGAACCCGACCUGCUUUUACACCUGCAUUCAGGAUUUCAAAACUACAACCUGUAUAUUUUCCAUGUACGCAAAACCAUGCAUUUCUCUACGAUGUUAAGAGGAGACCAUAUGAGGUUCAUAAAAUUAAGCAGUGUAUUUGGGCAAUAUUGUGAACUUUACGCGCCACAUUCGUAAAUGCAGAUACAUGACGUUUCAUGAACGGCCAUUUAACGGUAUUAAAAAAUCUCACAAUUAGAAUCUUUUUUAAAACUGAAUUAUACUUUUUUGAGUAUGAAAUUGUAAGAUGACGUGAUUUUCUACCGAAUAAGUAAAAGAAUGUAUAUUUUUAUGCAUGUUUUCCAUGAAAUAUAGUUGAAUUUUCAGGGGCAUCGAAAAUCGAUGAGAAAAUUGCAUACUACUUAAGUAGUCAUUUUUGCGGAGUAUAGAUCUUGCAUGCAGCCGAAAAUAAGUUUUUUCGAAAGCCGACACCCUGAGGUAACUGGAUUAUUAUAGAUUUAUGCUGCAUCAUGAUUAGUUUUACAACACUACCUAAUUUAUCUUUUCGAAACGAGAACGCAUUUCGAAAUUUUGGUUGACAUUUCAUGAGUUAGCACAUCUACUGUAGUAUGGAUCUCCCGUAUUAUCAGUGGCUUUCUGCUUAAUUAUAGAAGAGUGUAACGGCCAUGACACGGGAAUAGGUAUCCUUCUUGGGCACCUGUAGUACCUGAGGUCCUUAUUUCACCUUAAAGCCACGAAUUUUUACCAGUGUAUCCUGCCGAGAAAUUUAAUUCGGCAUUCGCAUAUACUUAUUCCCUAGCUUGCUGUAUAGCCCUUGUGUCCUCGCCUACUUUAUUGUUAUGCUUUUUAGAUUUAAGGCCGAGUUGAGGCGUAAUUUGCCCUGCUCAUCCUCCUGCUCCUGCCCUCACUGUUAGCGCCGAUGUCCUGUAAAAACUGCUGACUCCAGAUGCGUCCGCUGCUUGCCUUCACGCAGUGCAAUCAUGAUCCCCUCCCCCCCCCUCCACCCCCUAUACCCAACACUGACGCCAUACAGGUUUCUAACGUGUGUUCGCGCCAAUUUGCCACAA